CUCCACCAAGUCAACCCUCAGCUUGUCCUUAACCUACUGUUAACCAGCACAAUUGACAGAGACAGAGACUAUUUGCUUAGGCAGUAAGUGAUAUACGAGUUAUUUAGCCAAUUUACGAUCAAAGUUACGAUAACGAGCUUUCUUAUGAUUAAUUUUAUGGUUUAAGAAUGGAUGCAAAUGAUAAACACGAGUCUGAACAGCCCAGUCUAGAAAGCAGUGGCAUGGAGCUGGAUGAGUCGUCGGAAGCCGCUCUCCGUGCAGAUGAUUUCGAUGAAAUUUACAAUACGCUAGUGGACGAGCAGCCUGAAUUAGAGGAGGAGACGCAUGGACACUAUACUUGGCUAAUUGAGAAUUGGGACCAGCUUGAGGAGAAAGUUUACAGCCCCAUAUUUACUAUUGGUGAAACCAACUGGCGGAUUUUGCUCUUUCCAAAGGGCUGCAACCAAGGAGAGUACACAUCCGUCUUUCUUGAGUACCUUGCCCCUGCUAAGGUUGCUAUGAUUGAACAAGCCGAAGCUGAAAAGAAACGUUUUGGCUCCACUAAAAUCGACCCUGAAAAUUAUGUAGACGAAACAUACGCCCUGUGUGCGCAAUUCGCUCUUAUAUUAUCCAACGCGGAUGAUCCUACGGUGCUUCAGUUGAAUACGUCGCAUCACCGUUUCCGUACGGAAGUAAAAGAUUGGGGCUUCACAAGAUUCAUUGAUCUGCGAAAGUUGACACAGCCUUCAGCAGCGUACGCCCGUCCGUUCUUAGAGAAUAAUCGCAUUUGCGUUUCUGCCUGCAUUCGUGUCAUGCAGGAUCCUACUGGUGUUUUGUGGCACUCUUUCGUUAACUAUAACUCCAAAAAGGAAACAGGUUUUGUUGGUUUAAAGAACCAGGGGGCCACUUGUUACAUGAAUUCCCUGUUACAGUCUCUAUACUUUACCAAUGUUUUUCGACGCACCGUCUUUACGAUCCCCACGCAAAACGACUCGCCCACUGAUAGUGUGGCAUAUGCCCUCCAACGGUGUUUCUAUAAUCUGCAACAUGAGAGCGAGCCCGUGAGCACUACGGAGUUGACACAAUCUUUUGGAUGGAAUUCUUUUGACUCGUUUAUGCAACACGAUGUGCAAGAAUUUAAUCGUGUGCUGCAAGACAAUUUGGAAAAGAAGAUGAAAGGUACUCCCGUAGAUUCUGCACUCAACGAUAUUUUUGUCGGAAAAAUCAAAAGCUAUAUCAAGUGUAUUGAUGUGGAUUAUGAAUCUUCUAGAGUUGAAGACUUUUGGGACGUUCAGCUGAAUGUUAAAGGCAUGAAGAACUUGGAAGAAUCUUUCCGUGAUGCCAUUCAAGUGGAGACGCUGACUGGUGACAACAAAUAUUAUGCAGAAGGUCAUGGAUUACAGGAUGCCCACAAGGGAAUGUUAUUUGAGUCUUUCCCUGAUGUCUUACAAUUGCAAUUAAAACGGUUUGAUUAUGAUAUGAUGCGCGACAUGAUGGUUAAGAUAAAUGACCGACAUGAAUUCCCGUUAGAAAUUGACUUGGAGCCCUAUCUUUCUGAGUCCGCCGAUAAAUCCGAGUCUCACGUCUAUGCUUUACAUGGUGUCCUUGUUCAUGGCGGUGAUUUGCACGGUGGUCAUUACUACGCUUUGAUUAAACCAACUGCGGACAGCGGCUGGUUUAAAUUUGAUGAUGAUCGUGUAACAAGAGCUACACUGAAAGAGGUCUUGGAAGAUAACUUUGGUGGUGAAGCUAAGGUUCGUCACAAAAACUAUAUCGGAAACCCGUUCAAACGGUUCAUGAAUGCCUACAUGCUUGUCUAUUUCCGCAAAAGUAGACUGGAGAAAAUUCUUGCUCCAAUUACGGAUGAAGAUGUACCUGCUCAUGUCAGCGAGGGGGUAAAAGAAGAGAGAAAGCGUCUUGAACAAAAAGCACGUGAACGUGAGCAACAACAUUUAUAUCGCCGUUUGUUCGCUUUAUCGUCUGAUUCCUUUCGAGCUAAUCAUGGUUUUGACGUUGUUGACUUUAGUGACCCUGCUGGUUUAGACGAACACAAAGUUGUCCCAACUAAGAUUCCCAAGACGGCGACAGUACAUGACUUGAAGGUCCAUUUGGCAGAAUUAUUUGAACGCGAUCCUUCUCGUAUCCGUUUAUGGAUCAUGAACACAAGACAAAAUCGUACUGUGCGGCCCGAUAUUCUGCUUGAAGAUGAGUCGGAAAAUGUUGAAAAAUUACGUGAAAUCCAUCUUCACAAGCAAAUGGAUCUUCGUAUAUAUGUAGAGGACAUUGAUACAACAAAUGAGGAUAAGUCCGAAGUUGAAUCUAAUGAAGAAGAAUCCGAAUCAGAAAAGGAGGAAUGCUUGCUGUUCUUGAAGUACUUUGACCGAGAAAAACAAAUGAUUUCAGGAAUUUCAACCUGCGUUGUGGAUCGAACAGCAGAAAUUUCAAUCUUAAAUUCAAAGGUUAAGAAAUUAAUGGAUUGGCCUGACGACACUCGAAUUAACUUCUAUGAAGAGGUUAAGAAGUCCAUGGUCGAAAAACUUUCGCCGGAGCUUUCUUUUGAAACAGCGGAUAUACAAGACGGAGACAUUAUCUGUUUUGAAAUUGCUGACGAAGACGAAGACGAAGAUGAAGAUGAAGACGAAGACCAAGAGCAGGAAACUGAAACUGAAGUUGCUGAAGAAGAUGAAGGAAACGAUACUCUUGACGUGUCUUCUAAAGCCAUUUCGCAGCAUUCUUGCAAGAACGCUCUCGAGUACUAUGACUUUUUGUCGCAUCGGCUGACUGUUACUUUUCUUCCGAAGGAUUACGAUGAGACAAAAUCUCCGGACAAUCUGGAUGGAUGUUUUAAGAAAGUCAUCUCAAGUCAGUAUACGUACGCCGAGUUGGCCGCUCUUGCUGCUAAAGAACUCAAUGUUCGGCCUGAGUAUCUACGUUUUACCACGACGAACUAUCCUUCGGGAACUCCAAGAGCUGAGAUUAAAUACUUCCCAGACCUUGUGUUACGUAGUGUGCUGACAAGCGCUGCCAUUAACAACCAGUAUACCACAAUUCUUUAUGAAGUUUUAGAAAUCCCACUUUCUGAACUGGAAUUGAAAACUCAUAUGACCAUUGAUUUUCUCUCUGAUGGAAUAAGCAAGGAUGAGCGCCUUCAAUUUUAUGUAAAUCAAGAUGGCACUGUCGAAGAUAUUCUUUCAUACGUUGCCGAAAAGCUACUUUUGGAUGAAAAGCAAGCUGGGUUACUAUGCUUGUACGAGGUUUACAAUCACCGUAUUUUGAAAGUUCAUUCCAAUCUUGAUAGCAUAAGCGACCUCAACGAGUUCUCAACGAAAUUUGUCGAAAUCCUUCCCGAGGAUUACUUUACAGACUCAGAGGGUAAUAUGACAAUUGCCGUUCAACAUUUCCACCGCGAUGUUGCAAGAGCUCAUGGAAUUCCUUUCCUCUUUAAGAUUUUCAAGGGCGAAAACGUUGCUUCGAUAAAGAAACGUCUUCAGGAACGGACUCACCUUCCUUCUGUUUUACUGGCAAAAGCACGGGUUGCUAUUCUCCAAGCUAAUACGUUGUCCCAACCGUACUACUUGGAGGAGGAUGCGGAAAUCCCCUUUGACGAACUGGACUCAAGUUUACACGUCCUUGGUUUGGAUUAUCCGGGACGUUCUACGUACAAGACUUAUGGUAACGAGCAGGCCAUUCAUAUGAAAUAGGGCGAAAAAGCACUUUGAAAAUGAUUUAUAUACUGCUUCUCCGCUUUCGUUAUAUACGUAUACGAGCAGCAGCUGAUUCAGUAUAAUUUUAAGGCGUUACUGUUUCACUGAUGUUCGAUGUGACACAGCUUUCCUCAGUAUACCCAUCUAUUUAAUUCACGAAGUCUCGACUGUUCGUUAUGAGCAGAUUUUCGUGUUGGUGCUUGCAUAGUGCCUUAUUGUUUGUAAAUCAACCUUUUUCAACACGCAUAAACUCCAUCACUUGGAUGAUAUUUAUAUGGCUUGUACAAAAAGACAUUUACAGCAUUACUGUUUCUAUUAGUACUUUCUUUUGUUGUUCAUUUAGAUAGCCUUUUAUGAAGCCGAAUAGUUAUUCAAACUAGUUUUUCCUUGUAAACCAUUGCCACAAGAAGUAUCAAAACCAGAUAUACAAUAAUCAACGUUUCUGCUCAUUUCUAUAGCACAAACACAUGUACAGAUGUACACACAAACUGUGGU
Schizosaccharomyces japonicus yFS275 is the source of this 4178-nucleotide messenger RNA. RefSeq names its product ubiquitin carboxyl-terminal hydrolase. Bases 168 to 3680 code for a protein of 1170 amino acids. Gene Ontology annotation, cellular component: nucleus. The record is from RefSeq and is a predicted model, not a curated record. NCBI's taxonomy places the organism in Eukaryota, Fungi, Ascomycota, Schizosaccharomycetes, Schizosaccharomycetales, Schizosaccharomycetaceae. Gene Ontology annotation, biological process: ubiquitin-dependent protein catabolic process; negative regulation of error-prone translesion synthesis; mitotic DNA replication maintenance of fidelity. Gene Ontology annotation, molecular function: endopeptidase activity; cysteine-type deubiquitinase activity; deubiquitinase activity. The transcript has 3 exons.